This is a messenger RNA of Cordyceps militaris CM01, 684 nucleotides long. RefSeq lists its product as uncharacterized. The record is from RefSeq and is a predicted model, not a curated record. The coding region runs from base 1 to 684 and encodes 227 amino acids. The transcript is spliced from 2 exons. NCBI's taxonomy places the organism in Eukaryota, Fungi, Ascomycota, Sordariomycetes, Hypocreales, Cordycipitaceae.
AUGAACCAAGAGAGACUGAACGACGCCGCCAUUGCCCUACACGGCGCACUCAGCGAGCAUGGUGUGCAGUUUGGAAUAUUUGGAGGUUAUGCUGUCAUCACGCUCGCCAGUAUCCGAAUCACAAAGGACAUUGAUUGUCUAGCGUCUGUAACCAAAGAUCAGGCGAUCAGGCUGCUGGAUGGCAAGCAUGGCUUUGCGGUUAUACCCCAGAGCCGUCAAGACUAUGUUGCCUUCCUCUGGUCGAACCAACCCGACAGGCGCAGAGCAGUCCUGGUGGAAAUAUUCUGUGAACAGUUCCCCGGAGCCCAAUAUUCCAUGUCUGCUUUGUCACUGAAGAGGCAGGUCAUCCACGGUGCAGUGCUUGGACAGGGCACGUCCAAUUUUCUUUCUGCAUUUCAGCUAUUUAAGGGGAAACUCCGCGCCGCGGCGACCCGUAACAAAUUUCAUGAUGCGGCGGACUUGAGGGCGCUUGAAAGCAAGUAUCGAGAGGAGAUCAAGUCGCAGAGCCAGGGUCUGAGCCUUUCUUAUGUAGGGCUUGCCAUGAAGCGGUAUCCAGAGCUCGUGUAUCUGUUUGAAAGACUGGGGGUGGAUGUGCAGCGCGCCAAGGAACUCGCAGAAGAUAUUGACCUUGCCAAGCUUCCUCCCCCAGAGCCUGGGGAUGUCCAGCGCGGUUUGCUCGCAUAA